UCAAAUCAACCCAAAUCAAGUUCAUCACUAAAUCUUCAUCUUCAUCUGUUGUUGACAUUUUCAUCCAACUCUUAUUCUGUGAUUUGUUGAAUGGCAAUACAUUUAAAGUUAUCAUGUUUAACCUCAUUCCUUGUCUAACCAAGUUUAUUAUAUUAACAUUAUCAACUUACAAUGUUUCCUCAACUUUACAGCGACAUAAAAUUCCUAUCGGGGGCAUUUUUACACCAGGAAGCACUGAACUUCAAAGUGCAUUUAAAUAUGCAAUUUCGUUGCACAACAAGAAUGAAUCUUCACGAUUCCAGGUUGAACCAAUUACAGAUGUUAUCGACACCAAUGACCCGUUCAGGUUUACCCGUCAAAUGUGCCUACAGCUGAGUCGAGGUAUAUUUACCCUUGUUACACCAAUUAUUGGACCAUCUUAUGAGACUCUUGUUUCUUAUUCAAAUACCUUUCAGAUGCCUUUCAUUCAUCCAGGAUAUCCGGAAACAAACAGUCAAAAUAUUCCCAAUUUUGGAUUAAACAUCCGACCAGAGUAUCUCAAAGCAAUAGUCGAAGUUAUCAAAUUGUACAGAUGGAAAGACAUAAUCUACAUUUACGAUUCAGACGAAGGUUUAAUUAAACUACAACACGUCUUUUCAAUUUUAUACUCGGAUGGACACACUCUUCAUUUGCGAGCAGUGAAGAGAAUCGCCAACGGUAUUGAAGGCCAUUCUUUCCUUCGAGCAAUUGAACACAAAGAAAAGGACGCAAUGAAAUAUGUUAUCGUCGAAUGUGACGCUAAAGUAGCCAAAGAAAUGAUCUCUCGUCAUGUUCGCGACAUCUAUAUGGGUCGACGAAACUUCCAUUAUUUUUUAACCAAUUUGAUUAUGGACCAGUUUACAGGGAUGAAAAUUGAUGAAUUUGGUGCCAUCAAUAUAACUGGAUUUCGCAUACUCAAUCGAAGUUCAAUCUUUUUCCGAACUUUCAUUAGCUCUUGGAAAGCAUUGGAUCCUUUCCACUGGCCAGGAGCUGGACAUCGUUACAUUUCGGCUGAUGCUGCUCUUAUGUUUGAUGGAACUCGAAUCUUGCUUGAUGCACUGGAUCGCAUAUUGACCGAUCGACCCAAUGUAUUUGAUGCCAAUUUACGUGACAAUGAAGUUUAUAAUGGAAACAAUCCAAAGCCUGGGAUCAAUUGUGCUGAAACUUAUCCAACUCUUUACUGGGAACAUGGAAGGUUAAUUGUUCAAUACUUGAAACAAACUAAUAUUGAAGGUUUAACGGGGCGAAUUGUCUUUGAUGAUUCAAGUGUUCGUCGCAAUUAUUCAAUAGACAUGAUUCAAACCACAAUGAAUAGUGAGAUGACCAAGAUUGCUGAAUGGUCAGAAGAAGAAGGAAUGUCUUCAGUUCCAGCAAACUAUCAUCGAGUUUACCAGAAUAACGCCAAUUAUGAAAAUAAAACUUAUAUUGUUACGAGUAUUAUUGAAGAACCUUACUUAAUGUACAAAGAAGUGGGUGAAGAUGGAGUUGAAUAUGAAGGUAAUGAUAGAUUCGAAGGUUACUGUAAAGAUUUGGCAGAUUUAAUUGCUGAACAUUUGAAGAUAAAUUAUGUGCUUCAACUUGUGGCUGAUAGAAGGUAUGGUGGAACCGAUAAAAACUCCCCUGUUGGAUGGAACGGAAUGGUUGGUGAAUUGAUUAAACAGGAAGCUGAUAUUGCAAUAGCACCAUUAACGAUAACUUCAGCCCGUGAACGUGUCAUCGAUUUUACUAAACCUUUUCUAUCACUGGGAAUCAGCAUCAUGAUCAAAAAGCCAGCCAAAAAGAAUCCAAGUAUCUUCUCCUUCAUGAAUCCAUUGAGUCAAGAGAUUUGGAUGUGCAUCAUUUUAAGCUAUUUUGGUGUCUCAGUGGUCAUGUUCAUUGUCAGCCGAUUCUCACCCAUGGAGUGUCGAGUUGCUCAUACACAUGAGGGUCAAACCGUUUUGACAAAUGAUUUUACUCUUUACAAUAGCCUUUGGUUUGCACUUGGAGCCAUAAUGCAACAAGGAGUUGAUGUUUGUCCAAGAUCUUAUGCUGGUCGCAUUGUUGGCAGUGUUUGGUGGUUUUUCACUUUGAUUAUAAUUUCAUCUUAUACUGCUAAUUUGGCUGCCUUUUUAACCGUUGAACGGAUGGUAACACCAAUCAACAGUGCUGAUGAUCUUGCCAAGCAAACUGAAGUUGAAUAUGGAGUUCUUAAAGAUUCAUCUACAAUGGAGUUUUUUAAGAAAUCAAAGAUACAAGUUUACUCUAGAAUGUGGGAAUUCAUGAAUUCACAUCCCCAUGUUUUCGUAGACUCUUAUCAAGAAGGAAUACGCCGGGUUCGUGAAUCAAAGGGAAAAUACGCCUUUCUAAUGGAAUCAACUUCAAAUGAUUAUAUUAAUCAACGUCAACCUUGUGACACCAUGAAAGUUGGCCGUAACCUGGAUGCUAAAGGGUUUGGUGUUGCUACGCCAUUGGGAUCACCAUUAAGAGUGUCACUUAACUUGGCUGUUUUGCAUUUAACCGAAAAGGGUGACUUGACUCGACUGGAAAAUAAAUGGUGGUACGAUAGGUCCGAGUGUAAAUCGAGUGACAGCAAAGAAUCGAGUAAAAGCUCAUUAACUCUGUACAAUGUUGCUGGUUGUUUUUACAUUCUCAUUGCUGGACUAAUUAUUUCAAUGAUUGUCGCCAUGAUUGAGUAUCUCUGGAGAUCUAGAAGGGAAAGUGAGCGAUUCAAAGUUCGUGAAACGUUGAUUAACCACAAGAUGAAUUGAAGAGGCUAAACACGGAUAUCCAUUAAAUGUGAUUUAAUUAAACCAUCAACCAGUAUGACCAAAUGUAAUGAAGAUAAUUUUCCUGCUCUUAUUGUGAUAAAGUGCCCACUCAUCAGCAUAAUGGUAAAUUAUGCAAUAGAGACGAUAUUAAUGUGAAAUAAUGCUCAAACAAAUUAACCAGAUUAAUCCAUGUUUCACCUUUUCGCUCUUUUCCUCCAUUCAAUUUAUAUGUAUUUAAGUUAAUUCAAUCAACAGUUUAAAAGUCAAUAUCUAAUGUCAAUUUAAAAUCAUCUUUAGGCACAAUUACUUUGCACUCUGCUCAAGUAAAAUAUCAACAAUUUACUUAGAUACUGGUCUUGGGUUGUAAGACUAAAAUUGGAUAAAUUGUAAUCUUAUUAAAAUCUUGUAUUGUAAUUACUUUGAUGAAAAAGCACAAUUUGUUAAUGCAUCAAUUACCGUAUCGGCGCACAUAAUGUCACGGUGCCUCGGAUCGAGCUCGCUCGUAAUAAGUGAGAAUUUUAGUCACUGAG
Tetranychus urticae (two-spotted spider mite) is the source of this 3295-nucleotide messenger RNA. Its product is annotated as glutamate receptor 1-like. Gene Ontology annotation, molecular function: signaling receptor activity; ligand-gated monoatomic ion channel activity. Gene Ontology annotation, cellular component: membrane. The record is from RefSeq and is a predicted model, not a curated record. Gene Ontology annotation, biological process: monoatomic ion transport. NCBI's taxonomy places the organism in Eukaryota, Metazoa, Arthropoda, Arachnida, Trombidiformes, Tetranychidae.